ACUUCAGGAAGAAGUUGGAAUACACAACAGACUUCAUUGAGGAGCCAGCAGUGGAUAGGGUAAAGACCUUUAAGUUCCUGGGCAUCAACAUCUCAAAGGAUCUAUCUUAGGCCCAAUCAUGAAGAAAACGUACCCUCAGUUCUACUUCAUUAGAAAUUUGAGUUACCAAAUAUGCAAAUUUCUACAGAUUCUGACCAUUGCAGCAUCACCUGGUGUUGAAUCUGCAAUGUGGAGAUCAAAAGAGGCUGCGGAGUGUUAUAGAGUCAUCCAGCUCCAUCAGGGCACAACACUCCUUUCCUCUGAGGAUAUCUUAAAAAGACAGUGCCUCAGGAAGGUAGCAUUUGUGAUUGAGGGCCCUUGCCAUCUGGGGCAUGCCUUCUCGUUAUUACCUUUAGGGAGGAGGUGCAGGAGCCUGAAGACCCACACUCAAUAUUUUAGGAAUAGCUCUUUCCCCUCUACCAUCAGAUUUCUGAAAGGUCUCUGAACCCAACGUACCCACCCCACUAUUCCUCUUACAUACCAUUUGCUUUUUUUGAUAACUUAUAGUAAGUUUUAGGUCUGACACAAAACAACAAAUGUCAUGAUAUAUCUUUUGAUAAGGUCCACCCAGGUAAUGAAAGAGCAAGAAAAACACAUUGGACUGAAGCCAAGAACUACCUCACUGAGGAAUUGCUAUGUAGAUAUUAAACUAAUGAUAAAAAUACAUUUGAUUCCUUUGGAUAGUAUUGUGAAUCCUGUUCUAUAACUUGGAGAUAAAUCACAAGAGAUCUGUCUCUCAAAAAGGUCAUGACUGUAUUAAUUUAUAGAGCGCAUCAAAAACUGUUGAAGACUGGGGCUUGGAUUGAAAUUGACAGGUAGAAAAUUCCACACAAGAUGUAAAACAAAGCAAAGCUCCCAAGUUAUUGAUACUGCACCAUUUCACUGACAGUAUUCAGAAAAAGUAUGUUUCUCAGAGAAGGUAUAUUUCCAUUGUCUACUGUUACUUUCAUGUUAUUUACUGAACACGGAAAGGGUGGCAGCGCUUCUCUGCUGGGAAUUACCGGUAUAGAAAAAUAAAAAUUAUGACAGAGAAAUCAUUUACUUUCUUAAUGACUGACACACCACAUCAAUAUGCUACUUUAGGGCAGACCAUCCCAGAAAUUGGAUUGGAAACAUCAUAGAUUCAUAUGAAAUCUCUGCAAUAAUGGGUGUAAACAUCUAGUUCAGUAUGUCACUGUGAAACGGAUUGUUGGUGAGAGGGUACAGUUUUCACAUUACGUUUCAUGAGGAGCCGACGGGUUUUCUGACCGAGAGGAAUCCUGGCCAGCAGGGGUACCGCCCAUUCCCUGACGUCGUGAGCAACAGGUGCAGGAAUGUUCCUAGGUUCGGGGUGAAGCAGAAAGGACCGUGCAGGAUGUGAUCUCUUUGAAAGUGCCUCUUUAAGAUGGAAUGCUGGCUGUUCGCUGCUUGUAUUCUUCUUGCGACGUCUAUCGGGACCUCUGGCUUUGGUCCCAAGAAUGUCACCAGCUGGUACCGUGGAUGCUAUAAUUAUGUAAAUUCAGCCCCUUUAAAGGCAAUGUUUCAGACAUCAAAAUUGAUUGAACCUGCUAUAUGCGCAAAAUAUUGUCUUCAGGAAAGAUUUGAUUUAACUCUGCUUUUAAGUGAGACUGACUGUUUCUGCACUAAUGAAUCCAAAGCACUCUGGACCUUAAGUAGCUACAAUUCUGUUGUCAGCAAUGAUAAUUUGUUGAAUGGAAGAAGCAACCUCACCACAAGAGAUAAUUCCUCCUUCAGCACAGGAUGCAUAAGCAGAUGCACCGGCUUCGUUUGCUUGUCAUAUGGAGAUGGAGGAAGUAAAAUGGCUGUCUAUCAAACAGUUGGACCAUACAUAAGGAACCUUAGUCUCACACUAAUUGCAGAUCAAGUACAAACAAAGAAACCAUUCAUGCUGGAAGUUUGUGGAUAUUUGGCUGGUCCUGCAAUCAGUACAGGAACACAGAAUGGAGUCGAUCUAUCUUAUGUGCGAAUUGAAGUUCAUUGGGACCACAUAGAUUAUAGCAGCCUGAAUGUUACUGUAAUCUCCAGUGGAUUUUUUUCAACAUCUCCUGUUUGGAUCUAUACUGAACCUGGAAAAUAUUUGAUAACUGUAUUUGCAGACAAUCAUAUCUCCAGGGAAGAGAAAACUGUCAGCGUUGUGGUUCUGAAUCCUGCACCCACUGCUCUUGAGGUGAAGCUUGUACAAGUAUCUGAGCAGAUUCCAUCCUGUAUUCCAUUUGAUGUUGAGGACAUCGGUCCACUGGAGAAGGCUUUUCUUGGAGUUGCCUAUAAUUUUGAGGCCUUUGUUGCAAUGGGGAUUGAUUUGACUUUUUAUUGGCACUUCAGUGAUGACAACAGUACAUAUUCGUCAAACAACCUGAAGAACUGCAGUGGACUUCAGCAACUGGGUUGUCUUUUGGAUACGGUGAGUCACGCAUUUCAGUACGAAGGGGUCUAUCAAGUGACAGUCAAUGUGUCAAACAUGUAUGACUGGAUCCAGAAAACAAUUUAUGUGGCUGUUGUAAAGGAAUCAAUCUCUCAUCUGACAUUUAAGCCAAAAAAUGGUUAUAAUAUUGCUGUUGGUGAGAACCUGACACUGGAAUUGGAACUGUUCACCACAAUUCGCCAGUUAUUAGUCUUUGACAUUACAUUCGAAACAGGAAUGACUCAUCAUCACACACUGAGCGACCAUUCACCAGCACUUGAAAGACGUUCUCAUCUGCAACUAAUGGAAGACUACGGCCUCCAAAACUGCACCUUGCGCAUUCAAAUUUUUCAUACAUACAGAUUUGUUGGUGUUUUCAACAUUUCAAUUGGCCUGUAUAAUGGAAUGGAUGUUGUCAAUGCAACAUUGGCAGAGCUCCUCCACGUCUAUGAACGCAUAACUAAAGUUGAUUUACUUCUUGGGGAUCGAGUAUUACCUUCAAGAACAAAUCUUACCUUUAGGAUUGCAAAUGUUAUCAAUAAAACAGGCAUGUUGUAUCUUUGGACUAUCCAAAAAGAUAACAGUACAUUAAUAAUGAGAAAAACUACUGAAUGCUUUCUCCAGCACUUAUUUGAAGCAGCAGGUAUCUACAUCUUAAAGGUGACAGCUUCUAAUCCAGUCAGCAGUGCAUCAUUGAGUAUCAGCAUCGAAGUCCAAGAUGCAAUUGAAGGCCUUUCUUUGACCAGUUCCAGUCCCAGAUAUUUAGUGACUGGCUCCACAAUCAUUCUUCAUGCUCAUGUAGUUCGUGGAACCAACAUAACAUACACAUGGAAAUUUAGCUCUAAUUCUACACCUGUACAAACAAAUACACCUCUUAUGAUGUAUACAUACUCUAAACCUGGAAUUUACUUAGCCAGUGUAACAGGAAGAAACAAGAUAAGUGAAAUAACGGGGACUGCCAUUCAAUUUACAGUGCAAGAUCUUGUAGGAGAUAUAACAACUAGCAUUCCCAACAUAAUCACAGUCAACCAAACAGUAAUCAUCUCUAUCUGUGUGACCUCUGGUACAGACCUGACUAUUGAAAUACAAGUAAAUGGCUCUACUAUGAUUUGUAACAGUUUUGUAGCAGAUCGUUCACUGGAUUUGCCACUUACCUUCAAUCAAACUGGGCAGUUGCAGCUGUUGAUUCAGGUUACAAACCUAAUCUCUUCAAACAAUGUCACAUUAACCAUUUUGGUUAUGAAAGAAAUUCAUAUUGUUUCUAUAGAAAUGCAGCAGCAACCCACUGUGGAAGAAGAUAUUAUUCUUACUGCAAAAGUUAAUGAAUACCUGUGGAGAAAUAGAGCCUACAUAUACAAGUGGACCCUGUUUGACAAUGAGACAGUGACAACUGGAAGUCCGGUUAUAACGUACAGGUGUAGAAAAGCUGGGCAUCAGAAGAUUGAAUUAUUUGUUUCCAAUUUGGCAUCAGAGACUUCAACUGAGAUUGUCCUAAAUGUGUCCCAUUUGUCUCAUGGUCCUCGGCUCAUUCAUUCGGCUAAUAUGGCAGCUGGACAGACUGUGACCUAUGAAUUCAAGAACAUUUCUUGGGACAUGGAGGAAGUUGUAAUCCAGUUUGGUGAUGGGAACACAACAAAUAUUUCAACUUCCAAUAGCAGUAGUUUCAGCAUCAAUCACACUUACUCAUUUGCUGGAAUAUACAGCAUUAGUGCCUUCUUCAGUAAGAAUAUUAUUACACUGUCUUCAACCAUUGUAAUUCAGGAUGUUAUUGAAGGCCUUCAUCUUACUGGUCCAAAAGCCCUGAGCCUAUCUACAAGCCCACUUCAACCUUCUGUUGCAAAAUGGACUGCAAAACUUUCAAAUGGAUCAAACUACAUCUUUACGUGGCUGCAUUCAGAUGGUAAAAUAAACCAUACUGUCAUCGGCCCUAGCCAGUUAAUUAUGACGAUCAACUCAACUGGUUUAAUAACUGUGGAGGUUGAGGCACAUAAUGAAGUGAGUCAUGCUAGAGCCCACAUGACCACAGUGGCUCAGUAUCCAGUCCUGAGCAUUGCUGUUACUGUGGCUCGGGUAGCUCUGUACAAGGCCAGUAACAUUGUGUUGAAAUUAAAGCCCAAACAAGACUACAUCAUUUCAGUAGAUUACGGUGAUGGAACAAAUCAACUUCUUGAAUCAAAACAACUUAACUUCCAAACCAGUUGCUUGGAAAGUGCAUUUUAUUGCUCGAUCUUUGUUUUUCAACAUACGUACAGUGCUGUUGGUCAAUACAUUCUGAAUGCUACAGUAUCUAAUAACAUUAGUAUAAUUGCAUCAGCAGCCAUUGCUGUUGUUGAGGAGCCCAUUACUGGUCUUCAGUUGAUUCUGAAUUCACCAAGUGUGAUCAAGUUUAAAGACUAUAUAAAUGCAACAGCAUCAGUCCAGACAGGAACGGAAGUUGUCUUUCAGUGGAUCAUUUCUGUACCCCACUCCAAUCCCUUCACUCUUACUCAAGGGGGCAAUCUUAACAGUACAAUUAGUUACCAAGCACUUGCAGGAGGCAACUACUAUAUAAAAGUAAUAGUGUCCAGUCCACUCUAUAGCACUCCUUUCAGUCGAUUGCUUCCAGGCAUGGUAAAAGUAAGAACCCCAAUUGUGGGUUUACAAGCAUUGUUCCCCUUUAAUAGCAAUUAUGCUAAGCUUCUGCGGCAGCCAGAUGGUAGCUAUGCGACUCAAAUUCUGGGCUUCAGUGUUCAUACCUUUGCUGAAGAUGUGAAGUUUUCAUUUGACUUUGGAGAUGGUUCACCACUGCUUAUUGUGAGUGGACAGAAGAGUAGUUUUGACGGUACAUCUGCAAAUGGACGUCACAAGUUUACCAAAGAGGGUGUGUUCUACAUCACAGUCUCAACCUUUAAUGAGUUCUACAAUCUUACUAAUGAACUUGGUGCAUAUUAUGUGCAAAUGGUUCCUGAAGGCUUGGUACUCAACUUGAAUUCCAGCGUGAUUCAUAAAAAUGAAAUCAUUCUCUUCAGUGCCUUGCUGAUGCGAGGGACUGAUGUGACAUACAGCUGGAAUAUGGGUGAUCAGACGUCAUAUGUAGAUGAAGGUCCUGUAAUUAAACACAAGUUUUUGUCGGCUGGGAUUUAUAACGUCACAGUAAAUGCAUGGAAUAGAGUGGGAGCGGCCUCAACCUAUGUCACUGUAGCUGUUCUCUACAGGAUGCAACCUGUUUCUGUCUUUACAAACAAGACAAUAUAUGCUACAUAUUCUGACAUCGUAUUCACAGCUAUAACUGCAGAGGAAGACCCACUGCAGUUUGUCUGGUACUUUGGAGACAAGCCGCCAGUGAAAACUACAUCACGCAGCAUAACCACAAGAUACUCAACUCCAGGGAAGUACAAUGUAAUAGUGAAUGCAUCAAACCAGAUUAGUUCAUUCACAUCAAACAUCUUUCCGAUAGAACUGCAGCAGCCUGUUGAGCCGAACAGACUUAGAAUAAACAAUCAAGAUCUUACCUCGGUUCUCUUAAACUCCAGUAUUGCUGUGGAAGUUCGCAUUAACUAUGGGACCAGUCUCACUUACUUGUGGAAUUUUGGUGAUGGUACUGUGAGAAUUGGGAGCAGAAGAGAGUAUCACUGUUAUGAUAGAGAAGGAGAAUUUACAGUUGAAGUAGUCGUCUUUAACAACGUGAGCUCUGCUGUGCUCUCUGGCCAGCUUUUUGUUAUUUCUGAGAAUUGUCAACCUCCUCCAGUUAAAAGCUAUGGGCCAUCCAAAAUAGAGGUUAGAAGAUACCAGUCCUUCAAGCUUGGAGUUACAUUUGAGAGUGAGUUUGUCUGUAAUAUCUCAAGAGGAAUACGAUACAGUUGGUCCUUCUUUACACCAGAGGAUUCGCUGGUCACAUUGGCAGAGGUCGAUGUUAAUAAACAAACUAUAAUCAUUCCGGGCCAUCUGUUGAAUUAUGGAAUCUAUCUUGCAAUUGCGAGGGUACAAAUUGUUGGCAGUGUGGUUUAUAAUAACUACACUGUAUGUGUGGAGAUCCUUGCGACCCCACCAGUAAGUGUGAUUUCAGGUGGCACACAGCUCUUCAUAAAUUACCAGCAAGAGUCUAUGAUCAUUUUGAAUGGGUCAGAAUCAUACGAUCCUGAUUACCCAGGUACUGCAGAGCUCAGGUUUUCUUGGUCAUGUGAAACAGUGAGUAGAUUAGAUAUCCCUUGCUUCAAACAUAAUGCAAGUGAUUCUCUGAAUACAAACUCCAGUACCAUCAAGCUCUCAUUGUCUACACUAAGAACUGAUAUUGACCAGUUUCUCUUCAAGUUAACAGUCAGCAAUAAUAACAGAUAUUCUUCAGAAGCACAAUUGUUUAUAACAGUUAAAAAGGAAGAUAACUUAAGGCUGGUGAAGCUCCUUUGUGUUGAAUGUGUGAAUAAUUCAGUCAAUUGGAAUGAUGCAUUUUCUGUCAAGGCUGUGUGUGAGGAGUGCUCAGAAACUACGGACCUUUCAUAUUCUUGGAAGUUAUUCCUAGUGAAUGCAACAGAAUUGGAAUUUUUUGAAGUUCCCUUCUGUAGACUGGUGAUGGACAACUUGCAUUCAAAUUUAUUUGGCCCCAUUGUGACUGAUGAUUCUCCUGCACUGGAAGCAACUUCCAGCAUACAAACAUCACUAACGACAGCUGUUCACUCCAGCAUUCAAUUUACAACCAGGCAACAAACCAAAGACACUCACAGUACUUCGAUUGGUCCACUUGAUAGAAAUAAUACUGGCAAUGCUACCAGCACUAGCACAGUUUCAGUUUUCCCCUUUACUCCAGUUCAUACCCUGCUGACUAACACAACAAACAGAAUCAGAAGACCUACUACCUUACAGGAUCAAUUCCCUUUUCCGAUUCCUGAAGAGCAGGUAUCUGGUGGAAGGCCUCAGAGAAUUCCCCGAGCUGCUAAGUCAACAAGUUCUUCAUUCAAUAAUGCUUCAGCAGCAGUCAGCAACAACACCAGUAUCAAUAUUAUUGGAACUGCCUUUGGAGAAGGUUCUUCUAACGGAACGGAGAAUACCAUUGAUUCAUCAGAAUAUGAGACGCAUUAUAACACGGUAGAAGGAACCUCUGGUUCUGGUGGGAGACCAGGAUUUCAAGGAGGUGGAUCCAGUGGAAACAAUAUUCACUCAGGAUCCAAUGCAGACUCAAGUGAAGGAUCCAAUUUUGGAUCGGAAAGAGGAGAUGGUGAUGAUGUGCUCCCAGAUGUUCAGCCUCCAUCUCCAUCCAGACCCACUCCCAUGAUCGAGUGGACUAAAAUACGCAUUAAUGACGAGAAGUUUGAAACAUUCACAACCACAGGUAUAAAAUCACAAAUAUUGACAUUUAAACCUUUUGGCCUGCAAAGUAAGAAGGUUUACAUGCUAGAGGUUGUUGUCAGAGGCCAGAAUGAGAAAGGAAAGGCACAACUUUUUCUUUUUACCAACGACAGUCCUCAGGGUUUGACGUGUGAGGUACGACCCAGUAAAGGAUCAGAGGUUCAGACACAUUACAGCAUGUUCUGUACAUCAGGGAGGAAGGAUUUGCAUUAUGAGUAUAGCUAUAGUAUUGGCAAUUCAACUGAAACUCUCCUGUAUGAAGGAAGAGAUCAUGAAUAUUACUUUCAGUUACCUGCUGGAGAACCAACUGAUGGAUACAAGUUGAAAAUCAGUACUGUGAUCACAGAUCUACUUGGAUCCAAAACAAAGCCUUGUUCGGUUACUGCAAUUGUUUUGCCAACUAUUAAAACAAAUGAAGAACUAUACACCCAGGGUCUUCAGAAUCUGUCAACUCUAAUUUUGUUAGGUAAUCAAAAGGAAACAAAAAAUUACAUUCUGCUGUUGAACAGAGUCCUCCAUCGACUCCAUAAAGAGGGAAGUACCAGGCUAGAUUUACUGAAACAAACCAGAAAUACAUUAAUAGCAGCUCUUUGCAGGCUAACUAUAUCGAAUCAGAGGGAACUGAUGGGAACAGUAACUGCAUUGCAAGAUCUUAUUAACAUAACCAGUGAGGUCACUUCAGAAAGUGCUCUGACUAUAACAAAAAAAGUUAAAGAGAUGAUUAAACUUUUUAAAGAAUCUGGGGCAUUCAGACUGCAUGGAGAAUUAGUGAAGAAAAUAGUCUGUCUAGUUGCUGAUGUAAUGGGAGUGUCUGACAAUGGCACAAUAAAUUCAAGGAACCUAUUAUUUAAUGGUCUGGAAGUGACAACUGAGCUUUUAUUGCAAUAUGUGCAAAUCAGCAAUCAAUCACAGUUUUAUGUGAACACCAAUUUAAUGGAGCUCCAGACUUAUCAAAAUCAUGGUUUUCUGAACACAGUGCAAAGCACGCAUACUGCCAAAUUUUUCCUUCCUGAAUUUUUGGAUAAAAAGAUUACUGCAGGAACUGGUGAAAGUAAUAGUUGUAUCAUCAGCCACUUGAUCAGCUUCAAAAAAAAUCCAUACAUCUGGGGAAAAUCUCCAAUGGAGAUUAAUGGUGAUGUCGCUGACCUCACGCUGUAUAAUUGCACUAACAGAAGAAAACUUGAAGUUAAAAGCCUCAGAACACCUGUUCUAAUUGAGUUUGAAAGGAAGGACUCAAAUGAACGGUUCAAUGUGCAUGUCCUCCAUCGAACCCAUAUGAAUGUUCAUAUCUUGCCAGUGACACCAGCCAACCUACAGCAGGCUUUGCAGAUUAGAGUGAAUUUCAUCAGGCAUAACCAGGAGGUGUUUCCUGUCAUGCUUCUAGUGAGAUCAAAUAAAGAGCCAACUCCAAGUAAAUAUAACUUAAAACAAGUCCACCACUGGAAUGGAGAUGCAAUCCAAUUGUUUAUUCCUGCAACAUCACUCUUGGGUACUGGGACAUAUUAUCUUGGCCUCUUAGAUGCAAACUACAAUAGAAAGCCCAAAAAUAACUAUCUUGCCAACAAUGUAAGUUACACUCUGAGUAUCCAGUGGACUCAGUGUUUGUACUGGGAUGAUAUCAAGGAGUGGAAAUCUGAUGGCUGUUCACCCCGACAGGAAUCAGAUUCACAGAAAAUAAACUGCAGUGCAAUUUACAAAUUGGAAGUCACUGCUUCUGCAUUGAGCUUUGGCACCAGGGAUGGAGGCAGAUUUUCUCAGGGAAAUGUCCCAGGAAUUGUGCAAAUUAGGCAGGAAAGUUGCGACCACAUGACGACAUUUACAGUUGCACAUCAGUCGGUUAAGAUGAAGGAUGUCAAAUUCACAGAUAUAUUGAUAUUUAUCAGUGCUGUUGAAAACUACGUCACUUGCAUCACUGUUCUGUUUGCACUGACUUUCUACAUUCUGCUGGUUAUCUUGUGUAAGCAUAAAGAUCUCAUCCUUGAGACAAAACCUAAAGUCAUUGUAUUGCAAGACAAUGCUCCAGCUGACCAGUACCUGUAUGCAGUCAUUGUGGAGACCGGCUUCAGAACAAAGGCUGGAACCACUGCCAAGGUAUAUAUAAAACUUUAUGGAGAAGAUGGUGUUUCUGAAACUAGAGAGUUAUACCACUCUGAGAAGCAAUUAUUUGAGAGGAAUUCGAGAUACACAUUUAUACUGAGUGUUCCAGAUAACCUUGGUCCAAUUUGGAAGGUUCAUCUUUGGCACAAUAAUGGUGGUCAUUCUCCUAGCUGGUAUGUUACCUCUGUGAUUGUUAAGGACGUGCUAAAUGGCACAUGCUGGUUCUUUCCUGCUGAAUGCUGGCUUGCGGCAGAUGAAGGAGAUGGAAAGGUAGAACGAGAACUGGUCUCACUCAUCCAUGCACCUGGCUUUAAAAAACUUCUCUAUAGUAGACUAACUGAGUACCUGGAAGACUAUCACAUGUGGGGAUCAGUAUACAGUCGCCCACCCCACAGCUCUUUUACACAUACUCAACGCCUCACCAUCUGCCUUUGCCUUCUGUUGUGUUAUAUGUGUCUCAAUGCUGUGCUGACCAGCCUCAAGAAUGAGGAGUACACUGCUGAAUUGGGUCUCAUUGAUGUCUCAGCUGCCUCCUUAGUUACUGGCUUGAUUACCACUGUAGUAGUACUGCCAGUCGUAUUGUUACUAUCGUUGCUAUUCAGAUUUAGCAAGGUCAAAUUACUGCAAGAAACUUCUACUGAAGAGCAAUACAGGACCACAAGAGAAUCCAAUAUAUAUUCUAUUGAAGACAGUACAAUUGAAUCCUUCCUGUCCUGGCAGAACUUGCAGCAGUGGGCCCAGGAGGCAUGGAGAAAAAAGUAUGAGCGAGGUAUAUUGGGCUGUCAUGCUCCCAGUAUUCAUUCAGUGCACUACAGCGAUGGAAGCAAUAAGAAGGGUGGAACUUGCUCAUCUGAAGGCAGCUCAAGUGGAUUUGAGGAUUGCAGUUCACGGGAAAAUGCCAGGCCAGAACCAAAGGUCUCAAAACAUAGCUCCAGUGACCUACGAUCAGAUUAUUCAUCAGAACACAGCAGUUUGUUUGAACAACCUGUGGCAAAUAAAAGCCAGCAUUUACUCCCAUCUUGGUGCUGUUAUCUGGCGUGGAUUGUCUGCCUCUUGAUUAUCUUGGCGUGUGUGUUGAUAACAAGUAUAUUGGGACUGCGGUUUGGACCAACCAAAUCUAUACUGUGGUUACAUUCGCUGUUUUUUUCUCUCCUGUACUGUGUCUUUGUCAUCCAGCCUAUUGCAAUUUUCUGUAUGGCAGCUGUAGUCGCACUGAAAAACAAAGACUGUAUUGACUUUUACGUUGGCAACAUUGAUUCAAAUACUUCAUCAGACGUCUGCAAGCAAUGGAAUUCCGAACCUGGUUUUCUUUCAGAGAGCUGUCCCAUUGAUACCCAUUACAAUCCAUACUCUGACCCAAUGGACCUUGACAGGAUUGUGGCUGCUCGUCAAAGGGUUCGAUAUUUACGAUUAGCUCGACCACCAACUCCUGCUCAGCUAAAGGAAGCGAAAGACCGCAUGAGAAAGGAAAACCUCAUUCAACAAACAUUACAAGAAUUUGGACUUUACAUUGUUAUGCUGAUACUGCUGCUGCUGAUAACAUUUGGUAAAUUUUCCAAAGAUGAGUAUCACCUCAAUCAAGCCAUUCGAGUGGAGUUUACAAGGAAUGUGAAACAUCCUUUCAUAAAUAUGAAAACGGCUGAUGAUUGGUGGAAUUGGAGUUUUACCACCUUGUUACGUGGCCUGUAUUGGGACACUUGGUAUAACAAUGCAGCAGCCAAAACCCAGGCUGGUCCACUUCAAGGGAAGUGCCACUUGAUUGGUGCACCAUCACUGAGGAAAACCCAAGUCAGAAAUGCCUCAUAUUGCAAUAUUCCAGAAGUAUUGUCAGGACUUGUACAAGCCUGUGGAUCUCCAUACACCACAUUGAGUCACCAUUCAGAUCAAUCAAAUUCCACGAAGCCCGCAAGAGGUGAUAACUUCAGCCAAUGUGGCCAAUUCAAUUGCCUCAAAGGGAAGGGAUCGAUUAUUAACCUCGGUAGAACACGGAAUGAGGCCUAUGCGACGUUACUAGCGUUGAAGAAGACAAACUGGAUUGAUCGGUACACCAGAGCAGUCAUAGUUGAUUUCACCCUCUACAAUCCCCCUACCAACCUCUUCACAAUUGUGUCUCUGUUGGCAGAGUUGCCAACAUCAGGAGGAAUUCUUUCAUUAGUUCAAAUAGAAUCAGUCCGCAUCUACCAGGAAAAUACGCUUCUGGAUUAUUUUAUCAUGGCUUUUGAGCUUUUGUUCCUGGUCCUUAUUCUACUUCACCUGUAUUUACAGGUGUGCAGGAUGACUCAGAAAGGUAUUCUGAGUUACUGGCGAGAGCCAUGGAAUUGGCUGGAGAUUGGACUUGUCGUAAUUAGUAUCUUUUAUUAUGUGUAUUAUGUGUUCUAUUUCGUACUGGCUGUGGAUGUUAUCGACCAUCUUCAUAGUGGAUAUUUCAAAACAUUUGUGGAUAUGAGCUUCAUUUCUGCAUGGAUAAAGGUGAAGCGUUUUCUUCAUGGGUUGCUUGUGUUCCUGCUUUUAAUAAAGAGCAUCCAUUUAUUACGCGUUAACAAGAUUAUGGCACCCUGUGCAACAAUGCUGUGGCUGUCCUAUUCCAAUUUGAUGGUACCAGUGUUAUGUGGGAUUGUAGUCAUCGUGGCCUACUCCUGCCUGGGGAAUUUGCUGUUCCUUUCAGAAUCCUAUUCAUUCAGUACUGUAGUGAGAGCUUUUCAGACAUUGCUAAUGUACUUCAUGGGUACCAGUGAAAUGAGAACAUUUUCAACUCUCUACAAGUUAAACCAGCUGUCCAUUGCUGUCUAUUAUGGGACAUUCUUUUUUGCCAUGACCAUACUAUGGACUGGAUUGUUUUUAGGGAUUCUUACCUCAAUGGCAGAAGAAGCAAAGAAAUCAUCACGGAGUAAGCAUUUAGUGACGCUCACUGAUGUCGCAAAUUAUGCUCAGAAGAAGAUUAUGACUUUCACUGGAAGGAACAGACAUGCAGAGGCAGAUCAUAUUUCAACACAAGGAAAUAACUUUUAUUUGGACGAAUUUGAAAACUUGAUGGAUGAGUUGUUGUUCCGACUCAAUGCUCUGUCGAACAGUCUUCAUCACUCUCUCCCAGUAAAGCCACGUUAUCUGGAGGACAGUCCUUAUGAACUAGCUCCAGGUUAUUACUACAAUCAAGAAUCAGAGGCUCACACAUUUCAUGAAAAUCAUCUGGAGCAUAAAGUUUACAAACUUGAAGAACUAUUCAGAAACAAUCUGCAGAUAUAUGAACUCUUAAUACCAGGAAAAGAACACAGUUCUGAUUCAGACAUUGCAAAUAUCAAAAUGUUAAGGUCCAAGCUUGAAUUAGAGACCCUUCAUCAACUUCAGAUCUCCCAAGAAAAUAUGUUCCGAAUAUCUGAGAGUGCUCAAAGUGACCCUGGAUCAACCCACCCUCAGAAAAGUGCUGAUGCCGAUUCCUCUGUUCCACAGGAUGACUUCUCAUUCGCAAAUGAUAAUGCUAUAAAGACAAUCCCCUGCGGUGCUUCAGAUCCACCAGAAACAUUCGGAAAUGUGCCCGCCCAGAAUCAGCAGUCAGUAGAGUCUUUGAGUGAAGAACAUUACAAUCUGGCGAAACUGGGAGACACUCUGCCCCAUGUCUUGUGUGGAAUUAAAUGUCCAGAAAAGCAGGCGGCACAGACACGAAUGCUUGAGAGCAGACUGACUGGUCAGCAGCGUGGUUCCUCAGCCAGCACAUCAGGAAAGAAUCGUAAACAGCUUAAACGUUCACACACCACGGUUAUUCAGAUUCUUGACAACACCAAAGACUUAACAGUUCCGGCAUUUAAAGUUUCACAGCCAACUACCUGUGAUACUUCAGUAUCAUGCCUUGGAAGCCAAGUUGUCCAAUCAAACUCCACACAUCAAUCCCUGUCUCAUCAAGUCAAGGUGCCAGAAAGAGAGUCUGAAAUUCCAGAGAAUUCUACAAGUGUAGUGUGGUCUUCAAGCAACAAAGGAGAACAGGAUGAUACUGUAGAUAUGUCUAACCUUCCUGGAUCCAUAAAGCAGUGUUGGUGACUGAAUAUUUAUUACUAAAAUCAAAGGAAGCUCAUCCACUCAUUUCCUCUAUUAAUCCGAUGAAUCCUAAUUUCAAAUCUGUUCCUGAGCUUUUUUUCUAUCUUCAUAUUUAAUCAGGCACAUGAAAUACACUAAUAAAAUCAAGAGUGAAGGAAAUCUGCAAUAUUUUCCUUGAAAUUCUUCCUUGUCAGAUGAAACUACGACUGCAUUCCUCAAAAAGGGUUAAUGCGUUUGUCAAUAUAAUGUAUAAUAUGGAGCCUUGCUUCAGAAAUUAAUAUGUCAUUCUUGUUUAACAGUUCUGUGCAUUUUGGGAGCAUUUAGGAAUGAAAUAGGGAGAAAUUAGUCUUUGAUCAUUGGAGCUAAAAAGGUAUGAGAGUAUCAGCUGUUGAUUGUAUUGAAGGCUGUCGUUUCCAUUCAAAUUAAUGGGACCAAACAAGAAAAGUAACCACAACUGGUGGCUGAUACAUAGGCUCCUGUUUGGUGACAGUGAGAGAGACAAAUCAAUUUUUCUUGCUCAUUCAAUCCCAAACUAUGCACAGUAUGAUAUCAAUCCUCAGGACAAUAUCUUUUUUCCCUCUAGGACUUUGUUCUUGGAACAUUCACAGUCUUUGUCUGCAAUGGUUAACUGGAGGGAAGAAACAGAAAACAGGAGCAGACAAUCCAGCUCUUUGGGCUCUCUCCACCAUUGAAAAGCCCAUGGCUGAUUUAUUUGCCCUCCUAUUUCAUUCCCACAGAUACUUGCUAAAUGCAUCUGUUUCCUGAAAUUUUUACUUCAGCCAGAGCCUUGCAUUAUCAUGCUAAAAGAACUCACUUCUUUCCAAAUCUUUGUACUAUUUCUUGCCUCACUUUCCACUGGUCAAUUAUCAUCUCAUUCCACAUUGUUAGUUUACUCUCAAUGAAACCCUCAUCACCCUCACCAUUGCUCCACGUCAUAGCCAACAUUGCAGUGGUGUUUUACCAUUCCUGUAUUCUACCAAAGCUGACCACAAAUUAUAACCUAUCCAUCCACAUCCUUGCCCUCCUUUUGCCUACUGCCUCCAAUAGCUGACCAGAGGAUUUGAUGGGAGCUAGUGAAUCUAAAGUGAGUGUGGGAAUAGGACAUGGGAAGGAACUUUUGUGACUUCAUUAGGUGUGCUGGAAACAGACCCUACUGACUUUAUAAGGAACAUGGGAACAACGCACAGUGACAUUAAAGUGAGAAUGGGCGGCCAGAUGCAGAACCAUCAGGAUUCUGAACAAUAGGAUCAUAGAUUAUCAGAGUAUAAAAAUCCAAAUGCUUUCACGUUAAAACUGAAAACUCAAUAGGCCACAAACAACAUAAAUUCUGGCAGCAAUUUUACUACCAUUCAAUGUUUACAUAGAGUUAUGUAUAUUUCUGAAAAGAGAUUUUAAUGGAUAAGUACAAUGCAUGACUUUGUAAAGAUUAUUCAAUCAAAAACAGUGUAAAUAUCAUAUAAAUAAGGAAUUCAUACUAAAAUAUGACCAUCCAGAAUUUAGUCACAGCAAAUAUUUUAUUCAUUCUGUAAAUACUGUAGCUGACUUUAGGUGCUUUACUGUUACAUAUAAUAUGUAAACAAUGUGUAUAUAGUGGAUUGUAAAAUAUUUAUUAAACUUUCCAGUUUUGUGCUGUG
This is a messenger RNA of Hypanus sabinus (Atlantic stingray), 15522 nucleotides long. Its product is annotated as polycystin-1-like protein 1. Gene Ontology annotation, cellular component: membrane. Bases 1424 to 13891 code for a protein of 4155 amino acids. The record is from RefSeq and is a predicted model, not a curated record. The transcript has 66 exons. Lineage: Eukaryota; Metazoa; Chordata; Chondrichthyes; Myliobatiformes; Dasyatidae. Gene Ontology annotation, molecular function: calcium ion binding; protein binding.